Molecule: messenger RNA, 1446 nt
Organism: Paramuricea clavata
Lineage: Eukaryota; Metazoa; Cnidaria; Anthozoa; Malacalcyonacea; Plexauridae
Source: the annotation of a GenBank genome assembly
AUGGGAACAGGGAAAGGCUUUGCGCAACUUGAACUGAGUGCAAAAAACAGUUCAAAACGAGCAUCCGUUAUUGUCCCGUUUGCCGCUCAACGUUUCUUAAGCUCUGCAGUUGGCCAAUGGAAAUCAAUUGAAAAAGCAUUCCCAGUCCUAAGAAAAUCAUUUCAAGCUACUCAUUCUAAUGCAGAUGAAGAUUUCCCUUUACAGUACAGGAUGUUCGGACAAGAUUUUGUCGUGGAUCUACUUGACUUGUUAGACAUCACAACACCGUUAUGCGAGUUAAUGGUGUUGUCGCAAAGUGUGGACUUUCUUCAUUGGAAAAUUGUAUUCUGGGGUCAACGAAUGGUUUUCUGGAUGGGGGCAAUGGUAGAUAAUCUAACCUGUACACCACGGUACAAGAAACAUCUACAAGACAUUAAGAAUUAUUUGUUUCAAGAAGUUCAGCUUUUUGAGGGAUGGCAUUUGCUGAGCAAUGAUAGGAUGGUGCAUCCGGAUUAUGGCGAAGAAGCAAUGUAUACCUGGAUUGAAAGAUCAUUAGACCAGUCGAUGAAGGAAUUGAAAAAGUUUGCUAUGGAUUUAAAAGCUUCGUCACAAAACAGAUUAGACAGUGGCACAGCAGAAGUCUCGAGACUGCUAGCUAAAUGCUUUGACUUCGAGAAGCUGCUGCUUGCUCUUGAAGGAACGAGGCGCCCUGACUCUGAAAACCAGAAUGCAAUAUCUUGUAUUAAAGACAAAAGCAGCUAUCUUGCGAUGGGAAGAAAGGAUUUCGAAGUAUGGUUUAGAUAUAUAAUCUCACUUCCACAUGUACAAAAAAAGAAAGAUGAAUUGCAUUACCUUGAUGUGAGCUGUUCAGAUGCCUUGUAUCAUCGUUUUAAAGAAUGCCUUUGCGAGAUGUUUUGGGGUAAUCUUAAAGAGUAUGGUGUAGCAUGUAUGCAAUCGUCUGGAAAAUAUCUCUCAGAAUUCUUUGUUUCACUGGAAAGAGAUAAAUCGCCUGGAAUACGCCAAACUUUCGUCUUGACUCUUCUUAAUGGAAAGAAAAUUAAAGCUGUAUUAGAUGAAUCAAAGCUCAUUGAAAUGCUGUACACAGUGGAAAGCAUCUAUACUAAACUUGGACCAGAGUUCAUGUUGUCUCUAGACAUCGCAAUGGCGUCGGGCGGCAGUGAAGCAAUAGCUGAAAGUUUUUAUGCUAUUAUGGAUACGCAGCGACAGCGAUGCCAUCAGUCCAAUAAGAUCUUGGAGCUAAGAACAAAACUAGAUUGGUUACUUCCUCAUAUUGGUAAUAAUACAGGCAAUCUGGUUGAAGGUAUUGCUCAGAAAUAUUUGGAAAGCCAUAAUUCACCUAUGCUUCGCGACCCAAGGUCAAUCAGGCACUAUUUGAUAAGAAAUAACCAGUCAAAGGUUAUUCACAGAAUUAAGAACCUGCCACCAAAAUAUCCUUAUCUUCUUUAG